GUUGUCUCAUGACAUCUACGUCCAUCUCUGCCGAAGGCUGGCACACGCGCGCUGUGCCACACCCCGAUCACGAUGCCCUUACAUUCCAACCCACCAUAGAUAACCUCUUGUUCACCCACCGGUUCAGCGCCAUGUGUGCCGAGGGUUUUGUCAUGGCUCUCUUCCUCCCAGACAUCGCUGUCGACUCUGACGGGAAUGUCCUGAAGGUACAGCCGCAGGACCUCGUUAUCCUCGCAGCUCUCGUCAAGGAUGUAGCACGUCUGCCCGAUGGUGGCCCAUUCAAUGGUGUUUGGUGUCUCUCGAGCACAUACACAUGCCAGGCGAGGGACCAUCUCAAUGUGAAGACACCGGAAGGCACGCUGAAACAAUCGGGCGUAUACGCGUGGAGUCCGCGCAACACAGCACUGGCAGCCCCUACGGCCGGCUAUGAGCACCUGCCGGCGUCGCUACACGAGCUCGUUGGGUAUGCUUGGGAGGCCUAUGCAGGGGGUUCCAGAGAGAAGAAGCCGAGCCCGCUUGUGGACGUGAUCACCAGCCUUGCACCAUGA
Dichomitus squalens LYAD-421 SS1 is the source of this 548-nucleotide messenger RNA. RefSeq lists its product as uncharacterized. The coding region runs from base 9 to 548 and encodes 179 amino acids. NCBI's taxonomy places the organism in Eukaryota, Fungi, Basidiomycota, Agaricomycetes, Polyporales, Polyporaceae. The record is from RefSeq and is a predicted model, not a curated record. The transcript has a single exon.